Molecule: messenger RNA, 1874 nt
Organism: Aethina tumida (small hive beetle)
Lineage: Eukaryota; Metazoa; Arthropoda; Insecta; Coleoptera; Nitidulidae
Product: sodium channel and clathrin linker 1
Exons: 6
Coding region: 81-1766 (561 amino acids)
Biological process (GO): clustering of voltage-gated sodium channels; cilium assembly
Cellular component (GO): centriole
Source: RefSeq, a predicted model, not a curated record
UUCCGGACUGGUGGCAAUCGUGAGUCUUGCAGGAAUCCUUGUUUAAAUUUAAAUUCGUUACAGAAUAUUAUGUUGGAUCAAUGAAUACUGAAAGGGAAUUAAACUAUUCUAACCUGGAUCAACAAACUACCAUACUGGAGUACGAAAUUAUUAUAGGGGAACUCACGAAUGAGCUAGAUAACGUAAAAAAAGAACAUUCAAUUCUCAAAUCAAAAAUAACAAGCCUGGUGGAAGAAAACAAUAAUUUAUCAAAGCAAUACAAUGAUUUGUUAGUUGAAAAAAUUAAUGUUGACCACAAGGAGAACGAUAUCACCCAAAAUUUGCAACAACAAAUACAUUUUCUUACAAAAGAGAAGGAGAGCUCAACUAAAUUAUGGCAGAAUGCGGUAAAAACUAUAGAUUCAUUGGAGCAAGAUUUACGAAUUUAUCAAAGUGGGGUGGAUGGAUUUGUUCCUAAAAAAGAUGUGUCCAAACUAAAGCAUAGUUAUGAUGAACGAAUUCGCCAUUUAAGCAGUGAAUUGAGUUUUGCUAAGGAAAAGCUACAAGAAAUGUCCAAAAGCAAUUCAAAUACAUUGGUGGCAAAAUUUUCAGAAUUCGAUAAAUCUUUGGAAGUCCAGGAAAACUCGUUUAAAAUCAUUCACAAUUUGGAACAAGAAAUUUUAAGCCUGCAACAAAGACUUCAAGAGUUUGGAGACGUCAGACAGAAGCUGGAAAAGAAACUGAAGGAUCAAGAAAAAGAAGUUUCAACGGUACAAAAAAAGAACGAAGUCUGCGUGGAAAAAGUGAAGGAAUCAUUACGGGUUGUAGAAGCAGCUUUAAUAGAGAAAGAUGCUGCUUUAAUGAGAGAAAAAGAACUAAAGGACAAAAUUGUAGAACUAAACAACAAUCUUUCAGAUCAAAUCAAACAAUCAGAUGAUAAACUUAUUAAUGAAAUUUCACGGCUUAAAGAACAAUACGAAGAAAAAUUGCGGGAUACUGAAAAAGCAAUGCGGGUAAUUGAAGACGAAUUAAGAAUGAAAACUUUUGAGAUGCAAAAGUACGUGGAAAAAUGCGAGUUACUGGAUCACGAAAUUGAACGUUUUACCAAGGGCACAAUCCACUUGGACGAAAACAGUACUUCUAAAUUGCUGGUUUUAGAAAAAAAUUUAGAAGCUACGUUCCAAAAAUUGCUGAUUUCAGAGAAGCAAAAUGUUUCGCUUCAAGCUCAAGCAGAUGCUAUUAAAAAUGAUAUGGACGAAAUGUCGAGGCAUUUCGAAAGGGACAUAAAAAACAGGGAUAUUGAAAAGGUUGGGUUGCAGCAAAGAAUUAAACAGUUACAAGCGGAACUAGAUGAAGCUACCUCAAAAUCUGUUAAAGAAUCUGAUAAAAUUGAAAUGUUGCAGCACAAAAUGAUGAAUAUGGAAAAGGAAUUUAAUGAGAAUUUAGAAAAUAAAGAAAGGUAUUUGAAAAACGUACAUACAACGGAAAUAUCAGAAUUAAAACAAGGGUUCAAAGAAAAAAUUGAGGCGUUAACUUCGCAAUUGGAACGACAGCGCGACUUAAACGACAAAUGGAGAAUCGAGUGUAACAAUAUAACUGAAAAUUUAGAACGGCUUAUAAGAGAUCUGAAAAACGAAAUGUACAGAGUUAAAAAAGAGAACAAAAAGCUGACCAAACGGUUAAAAGAACAAGAUCGAAGGGCAAACGAAUAUAAAAGCUUUUUACAAAUUUUGUCUGAAGAUGUUACGAAAAUAUCUGAAAAGGCAAUCAUUGAAAAGGACACAUGAUUUUAGCUUUUUGUUAAAUAUAUUUUUUAAUAAAAAAAGUAUAUUUUAUUUUCGAAAAUAUAUUUUUAUAAAAACAUUUAAAUGGACGAUAAAUAAAAUAUUUUUAUC